AUGCCGAAAGCCGACCGGCGUGCCAAAUUGGCCGAGCUUCGUGCUCUUCGCCAGUCCGGCAAGAAGGCCUUUGAAACCUACAAAGUCGAAGAUGUAGAUGAUUUGUACGAGGAAGUGGACGAGAACCAAUACAAAAAGAUCGUCCGGGACCGGCUCAACGAGGACGACUUUGUUGUUGACGACAACGGCGAGGGUUACGCCGACGAUGGCCGGGAAGAAUGGGAUCGUCUCCCUCAGUACCACUAUGCUUCUGAUAGCGACGACGAGAUUCCUUUAGGGGGGAAAUCAAAGAAGGCCGCAGGGAAGCGAAAGGAAGAAGAGGCGGCAAAGAGGGAUGCGAACGACCGCGAUAUCACGGAAUACUUCACCAAGGGUGCCGGCAAAGCCCAGCAAAAGACCAAGGUUGUGAAAACAAAGGAAGACGACGACUUCCUCGCAGGCCUCCUGGGCGAAGUCGACUCCAACGUUCCUGCCCCUUUGCCUCGUCCAGCCAAACGCAACCGUUCCCCGCAACCACGCCGUGUCCGCGUUCUCUCCCCGGCUCCCGAAGCCACUCCGCCAUCCUUGAAGAGAAAGAAGGUCGUCGAUGACCGAUUGCCGUCACCACCUGCACCAGACAGCACCUUUAUGGAUGACGAUUUCAUCCCCCCCAUGGACGAUAGCCCUGUUCCUAUGGUCCACGAUGUACAAAUGAGCGACCUCGCCCCGUCGUCUCCGGCUGCGAAAGUGGCCGAACGCAAGGCUCGGAUCAAAAAGGAGCCCCAAGAUGACGAAGACGAUGAGAUGAUGGAAGUGGCGCAUACUGGGACCGUUAAAGCAGCGAGUGUCAACCUGGCUGGCUCCCGGCCGCCUAAGAAGCUCGUCAAGCCAGACCCGUAUCCCUCGCCCCUUCAGUCGUCACCACCGGUGGGCACCGAUGCGGCCGUCGACUCGUCUUCUUGGAACAACAUCACGAACAACCUCAAUGUUGUUAGCAGUUCUCAUGAAGAGGUUAGAAGUGCGGGGAAGAUCGACUACAAAGACGCCGUUGAGGAAGACGGCAGCUUGAACAUGUUCUGGACCGACUACACCGAAGUCAACGGCAGCCUUUGCCUGUUUGGCAAAGUCCUGAACAAGAAGACUGGCCAGCACGUCAGCUGCUUCGUGAAGAUUGAUAACAUCUUGCGAAAGCUCUAUUUCCUUCCUCGCAAAACCCGUGUUCAGGACGGAGAGGACACGGGGGAAGAGGUCGAGAUGAUGGAUGUUUACAACGAAGUCGACUCCCGCAUGUCCAGCAUGAACGUGGGCUUCUACAAGAUCAAAUCCUGCACCCGAAAGUACGCCUUUGAACUGCCUGACGUCCCCAAAGAGGCGCAGUACCUCAAAUGUCUUUAUCCGUACAAUAAGCAGGUGAUAGACGCCUCCAAGCCUGGAGAGACCUUCUCUCAUAUCUUCGGCACCAAUACGGGAAUGUUUGAACAAUUCGUUCUCUGGAAAAACAUCAUGGGCCCCUGCUGGCUCAAGAUCAAAGAUGCUGAAUUUGGCGCCCUGAAAAACGCGUCCCACUGCAAGUUGGAGGUCCUCGUCGAGCAUCCCGAUAUGGUGGCUCCCAUCAACGAGUCAGAAAGCCCCGACACUCCUCCAUUGACUCUGAUGAGCGUCGCUCUGCGGACUAGAUAUAAUGCGAAGGAUAACAAACAGGAGAUCCUGGCCAUCAGUGCCAGAAUCUACGACAAGGUCUCUCUGAGCGACACGACUCCGGCUGAGAAGCUCCCUUGCCGCACGUUCACACUCGUCAGGCCAAACGGCACUUCCUUUCCUAUGGGGUUUGAGAAGACGGCCAAGGAGCGGAAGAAAGGUCUCAUCAAGACUUUCCGUCAAGAGUCUGAGAUUCUGAUGUUCUUCCUGGCCCAACUGGACGUCGUGGAUCCCGACGUAAUCCUGGGCCACCGGCUGGAAGGCGUCGACUACAGUGUACUCCUGAAUCGGCUCCACGAGAAGAAGACGCACCAGUGGUCGAGACUGGGUCGCCUCAGGCGGCAACAGUGGCCAGCUGCCAUCGGGAAGACCGGCGGUAACGUGUUUGCCGAGAGACAGGUCAUGGCCGGCCGUCUGUUGUGCGACCUUGCCAACGACGCCGGAAAGUCGGCCAUGUACAAGUGCCAGUCGUGGAGCUUGACCGAGAUGUGCAGCCUCUACCUGCCCGGUAACAACCAUCGCCGCGACGUCGACAACGAGGCCGCUCUCAAGACCUGGGCCACUCACUCCAAGGAGGGCAUGAUGGACUACGUCACGCACAUCGAGGCGGACACGUAUUUCAUCGCUGCCCUGGCCCUCCAGGUCCAACUGCUGCCCCUGACCAAGGUGUUGACCAACUUGGCCGGCAAUUCAUGGGCGAGAACACUCACCGGCACCCGCGCCGAGAGAAACGAAUACAUUCUGCUGCACGAGUUUCACAGGAACAAGUACAUCUGCCCAGACAAGCAGCAGACCUUUUCCAGGGGUAGGCCGAGCAACGCGGAGAACCAAGACGAAGAGGAAGGCGAGGGGAAAAAGAAGGACAAGUACAAGGGCGGUCUUGUUUUCGAGCCCGAGAAGGGCCUCUAUGACAAGUUUGUUCUCGUCAUGGACUUCAACUCGCUGUAUCCGUCCAUCAUACAAGAGUAUAACAUCUGCUUCACGACUGUUGAGCGAUCGGCUUUGAAGGAAGAUCAGGACACCGUACCUGAGGUUCCGGAGAACAAGGAACAGGGCAUUCUUCCCAAGCUCAUUGCCACUCUCGUCAGCAGGAGAAGACAAGUCAAGAGCCUGAUGAAGGACAAGAACGCCACGCCGGAGCAGCUCGCCACCUGGGACAUCAAGCAGUUGGCCCUGAAGCUCACCGCCAACUCCAUGUACGGCUGUUUGGGUUAUACCAAGUCGCGGUUCUACGCCAGGCCACUGGCCGUGUUGACGACUUACAAGGGCCGAGAGAUUCUCCGCAGCACCAAGGAGCUUGCCGAAAGCAAUUCGCUUCAGGUGAUUUACGGCGACACGGACUCGGUCAUGAUCAAUGCCAACGUGGACAACGUAGCGGAUGCCAUCAGGGUCGGCAACGACUUCAAAAGGGCCGUCAAUGAGCGGUACAGGCUGCUCGAGAUUGACAUCGACAGCGUCUUCCGACGUAUCCUUCUGCAGGCCAAGAAGAAGUACGCCGCCAUCAAUCUCGUGGAGAACAACGGCAAGUACAUCGAGAAAAUGGAAGUCAAGGGUCUGGACAUGAAGCGCCGCGAGUACUGCGCCCUGUCCAAGGAGAUAUCCAGCAAGAUUCUCAAUGAGAUCCUCUCGGGGGACGAUACCGAAGAGUCCGUCUCUCGCAUCCACGAAUAUCUGCGCGAGACUGCAGGGAAGAUGAGGGAGCAAGCGAUUCCCGCGCCCAAGUACAUCAUCUUCACUCAGCUCGGCAAAGCGCUCAAGGAAUAUAACAACAGCGAUUCCAUGCCCCAGAUACAGGUCGCACUCCGCGAAGUGGCUCGUGGCAAGAAUGUCCGCAAGGGCGAUGUCAUCUCUUACAUCAUCACCGGCGACGGCAAAAGCUCGGAGCCGGCCCCCAAGCGAGCGUACGCGCCCUCGGACGUCCUCAAGCCCGGUUCGGACCUGGUCCCGGACGUGGAGUGGUACAUCGGCAAGCAGAUCUUCCCUCCCGUCGAGCGUCUCUGCGCCAACAUCCAGGGCACGUCCACCAUGCAACUGGCGGAGUGCCUCGGCCUGGACAUCAAGCGGUACAACGUGCAGAAGAGACACGACGGUUCCGGCGACAACGACUUUGAGAUCCACCCGCUCGAGUCCCAGAUUCCCGACGAAGUCCGCUUCGCCGACUGCGCGCGCCUCACUCUCCGCUGCCGCUCCUGCAAGGCCUCCUCCGUCUUCGAAGGCCUCUACGCUCAGCCCUCCGGCGUGUCGGCCUCGGGCGUGCUCUGCCCCGCCUGCGGCGCCACCAUCCCCCCGCUCUCGGUCGUCGCGCAGGUGGAGCACGCCGUCCGCGUCCAGACGGCCCACUACUACGAGGGCUGGCUCAUAUGCGACGACUCGUCCUGCUCCGUCCGCACGCGCCAGAUGAACGUCUACGGCACGCGCUGCCUGGGCCCGCGGGGUCUCGCCCGCGACUGCCUCGGCCGCAUGCGCUACGAGUACUCCGAGAAGGCCAUCUACAACCAGCUCGUGUAUUUUGCCGGCCUGUGGGACGUGGACAAGGCGCGCGAGAAGGCCUCCGCCGCCGCCGCAGCCGCCGCCGCCGCCGAGGGCGAGAAUUGCCUCUCGCGAGAGGACCGGGAGAAGAUCCUCGCUUUGGCGGAGCAUAACCGCAAGCGGUUCGACACGGUCAAGAGCGUGGUUGACAAGUACCUCGAUAAAUGUGGACGGCAAUGGGUCGCCAUGGAUACGCUGUUUGCUAAGCUUGGCUUCAAUAAGCUUGUUACCCCCACUGCCUGA
Messenger RNA from Sodiomyces alkalinus F11, 4449 nucleotides. RefSeq names its product putative DNA polymerase alpha catalytic subunit. The transcript has 5 exons. Gene Ontology annotation, biological process: lagging strand elongation; mitotic DNA replication initiation; DNA replication. The coding region runs from base 1 to 4449 and encodes 1482 amino acids. NCBI's taxonomy places the organism in Eukaryota, Fungi, Ascomycota, Sordariomycetes, Glomerellales, Plectosphaerellaceae. The record is from RefSeq and is a predicted model, not a curated record. Gene Ontology annotation, cellular component: alpha DNA polymerase:primase complex. Gene Ontology annotation, molecular function: DNA replication origin binding; purine nucleotide binding; pyrimidine nucleotide binding.